AUCCAUUCCCUCUCUCUCUCUCUCUCUCUCUCUCUCUCUUAUUUCGUGUUAAUCCUUUCUCUAGCCCCUCUCUCUCUCUCCUCUCUCUCCUGGGCCAGGCUGCAAGCCUGCAACUCUGGUUGGACGUCAGAACCGCUUCCGGCGGUCCGGCACGUCGCAGUGGCUUCCUCCGUAAAUAACCCGACAACAGGUGCCAUUUCCACUACCCCCUUUGCCCAAGUACGCCCCCUCCUCCCUUGUCUUCUCUGCCCUCCUGCAUUUCCUGCAACCACCGUCUCUCUCUCUCUCUCUCUCUCUCUCUCUCUCUCUCGCUCGCUCCCUGGAGUUCGUAUCAGUUGCGGUGUUCGUUGGCGGUAGAUCGGUGAGUGAGCGCUCGGAAGAUGGGAAAUGCCAACGGGAGAGAGAACGGCGGAGACGAUCCCUCCGGAAGAUCCAACGGCGACCCACCCUACCCUGACAAUCACGCCCCAGACCCAAAUCCCCCGUCUCGCGUCACCUCUUCUGAUUCCAUGGGCAAUACGCCUCCCGAGAGCCCUGGACACUCUCGAUCUCCCGUCAUGUUCGCUCCGCAGCUUCCCAUAGCUCCCUUGCAUAGGGGUGAUGGCCCGCCCUUUAUGAAUCAAAUUUGUCAGACUGAAUCUCAUGGAGGUACUGAUCAUCCUCCUGAACAAGGAAUACCCACAAUGAUCACAUGGAACUAUGGGGGUAAUGAUGUGGCUGUGGAAGGAUCUUGGGACAACUGGGCAUCCAGGAAUAUGCUGCAAAGGUCAGGUAAGGAUCACUCCAUUCUUUUGGUCCUGCCAUCAGGUAUAUACCACUACAAAUUCAUUGUGGAUGGCGAAUGGAGAUAUAUUCCAGAUCUUCCUUUCAUAGCUGAUGAGAUGGGUCGUGUGUGUAAUCUCCUUGAUGUUCAUGAUUAUGUGCCAGAAAACCCAGAGAGUGUGGUAGAGUUUGAGGCUCCAGCAUCACCAGAUUCCAGUUAUGGACGACCUUUUCCCACGGAGGAAGAUUUCGCAAAGGAGCCAGUUGUAGUUCCAUCACAGCUGCAUCUAACUGUUCUUGGUAUGCAAAACUCAGAUAUAGCUUCUUCUUCAAAGCCUCAACAUGUUGUCCUUAACCAUGUUUAUAUCGAGAGAGGAUGGGCGUCUCAGUCUGUGGUUGCCAUGGGUCUGACCCAUAGGUUUCAGUCCAAGUAUGUUACAGUUGUUCUCUAUAAGCCACUUAAAAGGUAGUACCCCUUUAUCCUUCUAUGCUAUGGUCAGUAAAGAAAUGCCCUCUACAUUUCUGAAGGGUAUGUUUGUUAAUAGAACCUUUCGACUCCUUACUCGUGCCCAUGUAUGUCCUGUUGUACCUUGGCCUUUUUCUUUUUUUGGUCACCCCCAUGCAUUUCGGUUUCUUGAAUAUUCAUCUUUUUUUUUUUGACUGAUGGGGUAAAAAAAAGAGUAACUGCACCUUUUUUUAAGGUGAUUUCUUGGUCUGGGUGUUCUGCUGUAAGGCUGCUAUUGUGUUUUUGGUACCAUAAAGGUUAAAUUGUAAAUGGGGGUCCUUCAGUUGCCGUUC
This is a messenger RNA of Malania oleifera, 1560 nucleotides long. Its product is annotated as SNF1-related protein kinase regulatory subunit beta-1. Bases 381 to 1232 code for a protein of 283 amino acids. The record is from RefSeq and is a predicted model, not a curated record. The transcript is spliced from 4 exons. Gene Ontology annotation, molecular function: protein binding. NCBI's taxonomy places the organism in Eukaryota, Viridiplantae, Streptophyta, Magnoliopsida, Santalales, Ximeniaceae.